AUGAGCGAAAGUCACAACCAAAAUACAAAUUUUACAAGUGGUAAAGGUGAACCAAUUACAGUUACAGAAGAAUCAAUUGAGAAAGCUAAAGGAAUAAUAUCAUCAGUUGAAAAAACACCACCAACUAAAAGAGGUAGAAAUGAUAAUGAAAACAUUGAUACAGAACCAAUACAAUCAAAUUACAAUAACAACAACAACAACUUUAAAGUAAAUAAAUUCGAUAAUAAAGAAAGCACAGGUUUUAAAACUGCAUCAAAUUUACCAAUUAGAGUAUCAAAAGAAACAUUAAAUAAUGAAAAAUCAAAAAUUGAUAUUGAACAUCAACAAGAUAUUGACAUAAAUAAUUAUAAUCAAGUUUUAUCAACAUUAGAACAACCUUUUAAAGUUGAUCGUGAGAACACUCAAUAA
Dictyostelium discoideum AX4 is the source of this 408-nucleotide messenger RNA. Its product is annotated as BRCA2 repeat-containing protein. Bases 1 to 408 code for a protein of 135 amino acids. The transcript has a single exon. NCBI's taxonomy places the organism in Eukaryota, Evosea, Eumycetozoa, Dictyosteliales, Dictyosteliaceae. The record is from RefSeq and is a predicted model, not a curated record.